CCGCGGGAUUACGCGGGAGAUCGAGAGAACGAGUUUUCUAAGUCAUAAAUUUCGACAAUUUGCGAACAAAAUGGGGAAAAAGUCUGGUAAAGGAAAAGAGAAGAAACUAAGAAGAAAAGAGGAACAAGCAAAGAUCACUGCUGCUCAAUCGAUUGUGGAUGUUGCCAAUGCUGUUGAUGACCUCAUGAAGCCGCUUGCCCCAUUCACAAAAUACGACAGAAACGGACUAAGUGUAACCAUCGGAUGCAAACGAGUAUCGGAGUUGAGCCAAGAUGAAUUUAAUUGGGCGUUUGAUCUGACUAAGGACAACAUGCAGACAUUGUACGAUUCUACUUCGUGGGGCUGGAGUGACAAGAAGAAGAGGGAGGAGAUGAGUGAAGAUACAGCGUGGUAUCUUAUUGCAAAAGACGAAAGUGGCAAAGCAGUUGGUCUUUCCCAUUUCAGAUUUGAUCUGGACAACGAUAUAGAAGUACUUUACUGUUAUGAAAUACAACUGGACAAAACUGUCAGAAAUAAAGGUCUGGGGAAAUUCAUAAUGCAAAUUCUUCAACUUCUUGCGCACAGAUAUCUUAUGCAAAAAGUUAUGGUCACUGUUUUUAAAGAUAAUGAAAAAGCAAUGGAUUUUUUCACAAAGCUUUUAAAGUUUGAAAAAGAUGAAACCUCACCCAGCAUUUAUGAUCCCUUCCAUCCAGAAGAUUAUUGCUAUGAAAUUUUGAGUCGACCAGUCAUGAAAACUGGAUCUUAAUUCUUUAAAAAAAAAUUGUUAAAUCCAGUUCCAUGAACUUCUGGAAUAAUGUGUAUACUCAAUGCAAAUACCAUCAGGGCUUGUAUCUUUGGAAACAGAAUUUUUCAAGAUUGGCAGUUCAUCCUUUUCAAGAAUAAUUUGGUGGGUCGGGUGCCAUCCAGACUACACUUCAAGAAUAUAACCAAUAUUUGACGCAAACUUUGUUGUGUAAAGACUAAAAACAAGUUGAAAAUCAUCACCGCUGGCAGUAUUGAGCUGAUGAAAAACUUCCAUUGUGAACAGUUUUAAUUUUGAUAGAAGAAUUUUUUUGCUGAAGCUGAGAGGCUGAAGAAGAGAGGCUGAAAAAGAGAAGCUGAAGAGAAAUUUGAAAUCCGUGACCCAUGCACCACUGAAACAGCAAUCCUUUUGAAAGCUUUCAACCAAAGCUUAGAGGUUUUAAAACGUGUUUUUGUAUAUACACAAUCUACUGUACAAUACCUCUGAUAGCUAGUUUUAUUUAUCACAUCAAUAAAUUUCAUUUUGAAGAGA
Messenger RNA from Dendronephthya gigantea, 1273 nucleotides. RefSeq names its product N-alpha-acetyltransferase 40-like. The record is from RefSeq and is a predicted model, not a curated record. The transcript has 11 exons. Gene Ontology annotation, cellular component: nucleus. Lineage: Eukaryota; Metazoa; Cnidaria; Anthozoa; Malacalcyonacea; Nephtheidae. Gene Ontology annotation, molecular function: histone H2A acetyltransferase activity; protein N-terminal-serine acetyltransferase activity; histone H4 acetyltransferase activity. Bases 71 to 745 code for a protein of 224 amino acids.